Molecule: messenger RNA, 6296 nt
Organism: Ixodes scapularis (black-legged tick)
Lineage: Eukaryota; Metazoa; Arthropoda; Arachnida; Ixodida; Ixodidae
Gene: clu
Product: clustered mitochondria protein homolog
Exons: 32
Coding region: 42-4106 (1354 amino acids)
Biological process (GO): intracellular distribution of mitochondria
Cellular component (GO): cytoplasm
Molecular function (GO): mRNA binding; protein binding
Source: RefSeq, a predicted model, not a curated record
GGGGCUUUCCACGUGCGUGCGAGCGGUGCAGUGCAGACGAUAUGACCCUCGUUGUUGCUCUCGAAAAUGAUAAUUGCCCCAAGCUUGGUACGAGUCCGGACUCUCGAGCGACCGCAGUGAACGACAUCGAACCCCGCAGCGCGUCUCCAUGCGAUUCUGAGCACGACAAGGCGGAGGCGGCCAAGGGGGCAGCCAUGCCGGCGGCGGCCACCAAUGGGGAGUGCGACGCGGCCAGCCUGGCGUCGUCUGCCGAGGACAGCGGCAAGGGGUCAUCGUCGACCUCGUCGGAAGAGGACGCCAAGCUGAGCAGUGACGCAACGCCAGGGCAGGAGCUGGUCUUCAUCCAGGACACCGGGUUCAACGUCAAGAUCGCCGCCCCGGGCCUGGACCCCUUCGACAUCCAGGUGAGCUCGAUGGAGCUGGUGCAGGAGAUCCACCAGCUGCUGAUGGAUCGGGAGGACACGUGCCACCGGACCUGCUUUAGCCUGCAGCUGGACGGAGCCACCCUGGACAACUUUGCGGAGCUCAAGAACAUACCGGGUCUCCAGGAGGGCUCCCUGGUCAAGGUCGUCGAAGAGCCAUACACUGUGCGCGAGGCCCGGAUUCACGUACGCCAUGUGCGGGACCUGCUGAAGUCCCUGGAUGCCGGGGAUGCGUACAACGGCAUCGACUGCAGCUCCCUGGCAUUCCUCAACGUUGUCACCCAGGGAGACAUCCUUGAGAAGAAGAGCAGAGCGGAGUCUGUCGACUGCACGCCUCCCGAUUACAUCAUUCCGGGCUCCAAGGAGCCCCCGCCGCUCGUGCCCCUCCUGCCACAGGCCAAAGAGCAGAAGAACUACCAAGCUCUGAAAGUCCUGACCACAAGUGGCUGGAAUCCUCCGCCGGGCCCCAGAAAACUGCAUGGGGACCUGAUGUAUCUGUACGUGGUCACGCUGGAAGACAAGAGGUACCACAUCACCGCAUCAACUAGGGGCUUCUACGUCAAUGAAUCCACGGAAGAGGAGUUCAACCCUCGGCCAUCGUCACCCAAACACGUCUUCCACUCUCUGGUGGACCUCCUUGGCCAGGUCAGUGCGUCCUUCAAGCGCAACUUCGCGCUGAUCCAGAAGAAGCGGACGCAGCGGCACCCUUUUGAGCGGGUGGCCACGCCGUACCAGGUCUACUCGUGGCUGGCGCCCCCUUCCGAGCAUUCGAUCGACUCCAUACGGGCGGAGGACGCCUUCUCGUUCAAGCUGGGCUACGAGGAGCACAUCCCGGGGCAGACACGGGACUGGAACGAGGAACUGCAGACAACGCGGGAGCUGCCUCGCAAGACGCUGCCGGAGCGAUUGCUGCGGGAGCGGGCCGUCUUUAAAGUGCACAGUGACUUCGUGGCGGCCGCCACCCGGGGCGCCGUGGCCGUGGUCGACGGGAACGUCAUGGCCAUCAAUCCUGGCGAGGAAACCAAGAUGCAGAUGUUCAUCUGGAACAACAUCUUCUUCAGCCUGGGCUUCGACGUGCGGGACCACUACAAGGAGCUGGGCGGGGACGCAGCGGCGUUUGCGGCGCCCUGCAACGACCUGCAGGGGGUGCGGGCGUACGCGGCGGUGGACGUGGACGGCCUCUGCACCCUGGGCACCCUGGUGGUGGACUACCGGGGCUUUCGAGUCACCGCCCAGUCUAUCAUCCCAGGCAUCUUGGAGCGGGAGCAAGACCAGUCCGUCGUCUACGGCUCCGUGGACUUCGGCAAGACCGUGGUCACCCGCCAGGACUACCUUGACCUGCUGAAAAAGGCCGGGAAUGCCCUCAAGAUCCUUCCCCACAGCGUCAUCAACGAGAAAGGCGAAGAAGUGGAACUCUGCUCUUCGGUAGAAUGCAAGGGUAUCAUCGGCAACGAUAACCGACACUACAUUCUGGACCUGCUCCGGACAUUCCCACCCGACGUCAACUAUCUCAUCCUGGACGGAGUGGAGCUGUGCAAGGAGUCACGGGAGGCCGGCUUCCCAAGGCAGCACAAGCACAAGCUGUGCUGCCUGCGCCAGGAGCUGAUUGACGCCUUCGUCGAGGCGAGGUAUGUGUUGUUCAUGAAGCUCGCGGCCUUCCACCUGCGUGGUCUGGACAAGAAGCAGCAACUGCUGAAGGACUCCAGCAAGGAAGAAGACAAGGAGGCAUCUGCUGGCAAGGCGCUCGCAGACGAGGCGAAGGUAGACGAACCCUCGAAGCAGACUGAAGCCGUGACCGCCACAGACACCUGCACCACCAACGGAGUCUCCUCUGAAGUCACAAGCCAGAAGGAAGUGAUUGCAAAGGCAGCUCAGGGAGUCGGGUCACUGAAGGAUAAUGAAUUUGACAUUAGGUUCAACCCGGACGUGUUUUCGCCUGGUGUCAAGCAUGCCGGUGAUGAGGAACGUUUGAAGAAGGAGCAGAGGCUAGUCAAAGAAGCGGCAGACUUUCUGGUGGCUGACCAACUGCCUGCAUUCGUGAAAGACUGCGCAGAUCACUCCUGUUCACCGAUAGACGGGAUCACCCUCAGCGAGGCCAUGCACAGCAGGGGCAUCAACAUGAGGUACCUAGGCAGAUUUGCUGACAUGGUGGCACCCAUUGAACAGCUCAAAUACCUGCAUGGCGUGGCGGUGGCAGAACUGAUCACGCGGGCAGCCAAGCACCUGCUCACGACCUACCUCCAGGGGGUGGAUGCGUCCAAUAUGGCCACCGCCAUCAGCCACUUCCUCAACUGCUUCCUGGCUGCACCUUCGGCCAACGUUCAGGCACCGGUGUCCUCGGACGAGCUCAAGAGCAACCGCAAGAAGGGCAAGAGGAAGGGCAGGCAUAACCUCUCGAUGCUAGACAACACGGAGUGGACGACGCUGAGCCCCCGGUCGCUGUGGGAGCAGCUGCGCGGGGAGCUGCACUCCUACUACGGCUGGGAGUUCCCCGCGGGCACCCAUGUGUUGUCGGGGUGCCUCGAGGACCUUUUGGAGUCGCUUGGGGUGCACAAGUGUGUGCUGCUGCGCUCGCUCUGCCUCAAGUGCGGCCUGCAGCUGCUGCAUCGGGAGUAUGCCCUGGAGCAGCGCACAAGGGCGCCCUUCACCGAGGAGGACGUGGUGAAUGUGUUCCCUGUGGCCAAGCACGUGCAUCCCCGGGCCACGGAUGCCUACAGCUUCUACCUGACGGGCCAGGGCAAGAUCCAGCAGGGCUUGCUCAGGGAGGGCUACGAGCUCAUCAGCGAGGCCCUCAACCUCAUGAACAAUGUGUACGGGGCCAUGCACCCGGAGAUCGCCCAGUGCCUGCGCCUGCUCGCCAGGCUCAACUACGUCAUGGGGGACUACGUGGAGGCAAUGGCUUACCAGCAGAAAGCAGUGCUCAUGAGCGAACGGGUGAAUGGCAUCGACCAUCCUUACACUAUCACCGAAUAUACCCACUUGGCCCUGUACUGCUUUGCCAACUCGCAAGUGACCACGACGCUCAAGCUGUUGUACCGGGCACGCUACCUCAUGCUCCUCGUCUGCGGGGAGCUGCACCCAGAGAUGCCCGUCCUGGAUAGCAACAUAGGUCUCAUACUUCACGCCGUUGGAGAGUAUGACCUGUCCCUUCGGUUCCUCGAGAACGCCCUUCAGCUCAACAUAAAGUUCUAUGGCAGCCGCAGCCUGAAGGUGGCGGUGAGCUACCACCUGGUGGCCCGGGCGCAGUCGUGCCUGGGAGACUUCCGCGGUGCCCUGCACAACGAGAAGGAGACCUACACCAUCUACAAGACACAGCUUGGCGAGGAGCACGACAAGACGCGAGAGAGCUCGGAGUGCCUGCGCCACCUGACGCAACAGGCCGUGGUGCUGCAAAAGAAGAUCAACGACAUCUACAAGAAGAACACCUCCGCCGCACUGCCACCCAUCCAGAUUCAAGCGCCGUCUCAGAGCAAUGUUCUCGAGAUGCUCAACAUCAUCAACGGCAUCCUCUUUGUGCAAAUCCGCCCUCAAGACAUUGAAAACUUCAAGGCCGAGCUUGAACGCCGCCAGCAACAAGCGAGCAGUGGCGAAGUCGAGAAGCACGCCGUCACCGCCGGCAAAGAAUCGAACUGUGUUGUUGAGACGCCCACAACGGCCGAGGUCGCUGCCGAAACCAGUCGGUGAAAUCUCGUGCGGCCAAGCGCAAAAAGUAGCCGCGCCCCGCCUACCUCCCGGCGAAUCUUGGCCACCUGCUUCGGAAGAGACAGAGCCCAAAGCUGCGGAGAGGAACCCCUUCGCAACAGGCUGUAGCGUCGUAAAAUGUUUGUCGUUUGCAACGUCACCCAGGCAAGAGGUGCGCUUGUGGAAAUGGCUUCUUACUUCGAAAAAAUACCUCUAUUUUGUAGCUUUUUUUUUUUCUGGUGCGUGUGUGCGCGUGUGUGGCUCGUGGACUUCUGACGGUGCGGAGAAAGGUGCGCGACGGUUGUCCGGUGUCUCGGUGCACCCUAAAAGACUGGCAGCAAAUUCCUCCCCGACCAUAAAAAAAAAUAGGGUCGAGAGAUUAUAUACUGCGAGUAUAUGGUGUCUUCUGUUGUAGAGUCUAAACGUCCGAUCGGCGAGUCAUUUGAAUUAGCGGUCCAGAUGGUAUGUCUUGGUCUCGUUUGUGUGCACAACUGUGGACGUCUGGAGACGGUUUGUCGCAUAAACCUCGCGAGGUAAUGCGCAACAAUUUGAAAGUGGAUGAUUUCGGGUUUGUGAGCGUACUGCGUAAAAUCAACUUUCUUACUCCGUAAAGUAACUUCCCCUUUUUUUAUUUCUGUCUGCUGGCAAAUGGAGUUAUUUCUUUUUUUAUGAUGUAUAUUUACGGCAGAUUGAGGUGAACCAGGUGCCGGCAAAGUGGGUCGCAUUGCCUUAAAAAUGCAAGUCCCUCAAACCUUUGUCGACCGUUGCUCGAAAUACGGGCAAGCUUUUGAUAAGGGCGCGGUGAAACCAUGUGCAAUUAGUCUAUGCCUACCAUUUGUUGGUUGUCCAAAACUAUCUCGUAGGUGUGACCUUUAUUUUUUUUUAUCUGCGUUUAAUGUGAUUUGUACAGCUUUAUCCCGGCAGUGUGAUAGUGCCCUCAACCAAUGCUAGCGGCAGCCUUUUGCGUCCUAGAUUUCCCGCACCACCUGCCCCAGCUCUAUACCCUUCCGAUGACGUAGUCAGUGUAGCGCUAGUCACGAUAUCCAGAUGACGGGAGAAAAACGCAGGGGCAGUCUACAACGAAACGGUGCCUUGAGUCUGUCUGUGGGCAAGCCCUCCCCUGGAGGUUCUUUUCUAUGUCGCCAACGUCUUCCGUUGUAACUUUUUUGAGAGAGAACUCUUUGUGCGACGAUCUUUACCGUCUGCUUGGACCGCCUUGGUGUGUCGAGGACUUGGCGUAUUUCUUUUUACUAGUAAUAUGUGUCAACAUGUAGGGAAUCUGCCUCGCGCAGUCCUGGGGAAGAAAACUGGUGGCGUGGCAGCAAGCCGGAUUGUAGAGAUACUUCUGGGUGUCUGCAUGAGGCAGAUGUCCCUCGCAUUUGGCUCCGAGUGAUUGUCGACGUUUGUGGCGAGCGCAGUGAGCAAAACCGUAUCUAGAGGCUUUAGGUGUGCACGUGCCCGCCAGAGCAGACGGGCUGGCGUCGUCUGCAUCGGAAGUACAAGCUGUGUUGCAACUGGCUGCCAUUGUUGAAUACUUAAUUCUUUUAUAUGCAAGGAAGUGCAGGUUAGGGGGCAGACGGUGGUUGACCACUGAUCAUUGUUCAAGAAUGCUGCCCUUCCCAUGAACAUGUGGAAAGGGCCUCUUUCUGAAAGGUGUAAAAGUGCUAACAAAAAUAUAUAUAUUUUUUUCUCUUAGUUGCAGCAGGGCUUUACUUGCCUGUUAUCAUUUCUUUUUUAGGUUUUUGGUAGGUAGUGUGGUUUCCAGCUGUUCGAAAAAAAAAAGAAGGGGUUAUGAAAUAAUAUAAUUGCAUUUUGUUCCGCAGUACAUGUUCGAAAUCAUUGAAACGACUGGUAUUUUUUUACAUUUUGAUCUUUGCUUCAUUGGCUUGGAAUGUGCUAUGAACCCCAAAGGCUGGAAACCCUGGAAUUAGGCAAGCUGACUUGCGUUUUCGUGACUAGGUCUCCACGGUAGGUGCACCACACUAGCAGGUCCGUGUUUUUCAACAUAUAGUUGAAAAGCAUUUGUAAAGCUGGACCUUUUUUCUUUUUUUUUUGUAUUUUGUCUAGAUCCUAGCAUUCCAUAUGUUGCUUUGAGAACAACCUAGCCAGUUUGCCACACAAACGAGUCAGUUGUAUGUUAGACACUGUUGAGAAUAAUAAAAUGUUGCAUCAAGCAUUGCUUGCUGUUCGAAA